Messenger RNA from Sphaerodactylus townsendi, 2408 nucleotides. RefSeq names its product La ribonucleoprotein 7, transcriptional regulator (gene LARP7). Gene Ontology annotation, biological process: RNA processing. The coding region runs from base 328 to 2118 and encodes 596 amino acids. Gene Ontology annotation, cellular component: nucleus. Gene Ontology annotation, molecular function: mRNA binding. The transcript has 13 exons. The record is from RefSeq and is a predicted model, not a curated record. Lineage: Eukaryota; Metazoa; Chordata; Lepidosauria; Squamata; Sphaerodactylidae.
AUAGAGAUGAAAGCAUAGAACGAUACCGUUGUGAGCAACGGCGGGGUCCCAUUUUGAACGGAAGUUUAGAAUUUGUGUCACUCUAGGGUCCCCCACUUUAUUUCAAUGAAAGCCACAAUAGACACCGAGAAAAAUAACGCUCCAUCAUUUUUAUACUACUGUGUGCGCCUGCGCGGAAGCGAGCGCCGGUUUCCAAGCGACCAAUAGAUCCGAUGAAGAAUCGCGCGAGAAUUCAAUACUGGAAAGACGGAGGAGGAAGCCGCGCGAGUGUGGUCGAGUGGUUACUUCAACGUGACGUUGGCUUGACUCGCUGAGCCGUGGCGUCAGAUGACAGUUACAGGAAUGGAGACUGACACUGUAAGAAGCAAAGUUGUCGAGAAAGAAACCACUGAACAGCAAAAGGAACGUGACAAAAAGAAAAGGUCUAGAGUUAAACAGGUGCUUUCAGAUAUAGCAAAGCAAGUGGACUUCUGGUUUGGCGAUGUCAAUCUCCACAAAGACAGGUUUCUUCGAGAACAAAUAGAAAAGUCUAGAGAUGGUUAUGUUGACAUAUCACUUCUAGUUUCUUUUAACAAAAUGAAAAAAUUAACUUCUGACCGAAAACUAAUAGCACGAGCAGUUAAAAAUUCAUCUGUUGUAGAGUUGGAUUUAGAAGGAAUUAGAAUCAGACGAAGACAACCCCUGGGUGAGCAACCUAAAGAUGUGGAUGGUCGUACAGUAUAUGUGGAGUUGCUUCCUAAAAAUGUCAAUCACAGCUGGAUUGAACGGGUAUUUGGGAAAUGUGGCAAUGUAGUUUAUAUCAGCAUUCCACGUUAUAAGACUACUGGGGACCCAAAGGGAUUUGCAUUUGUUGAAUUUGAAACGAAAGAACAAGCAGAAAAGGCAAUUGAGUUCUUGAAUAACCCACCUGAAGAUGCACCAAGAAGACCUGGGAUGUUCCCCAAAACAGUUAAAAACAAGCCUGUUCCUGCAUUGACAGCUAGUGAUUCUAGUGUUGUUGAAGAAAAGAAAAAGAAAAAGAAGAAGAAAUCCAAAACAAAGAAGGAAAGUAGCCAGCCAGCAACUGUGGAUACAAAAGACUCAAGCAUGGACACUGCUUCAGAACAUGCAGGCAGAUCAAAGAGACAUAGAACAACAUCAGAAAGCUCUGAAAUGGAAGCAUCAGAGGCCCAGUGGCAUUCUUCAAAAAGAGAGAAAAAGAGAACAGAUAGAACAGAAAGCUCAGGGUCCGGAGAUAGCAGGCCGGGCAAGAGGAAGCGCAGCCAUUCUGGGGAUGUGGAGGUGUCCGUUGUAAAGGUAAAGAAGACAACUCAAAAAGACAACAUACAUUCUGCCGGAGAGGGAUCUACAGAAGGUCCAGAGGAUUCCAAGGAACUUUCCACUGAAGAAGAGAGGGAGAGUAAGAAAGAUACCUCUCUUUCAAAAUCCAAAAGGAAGCACAAGAAAAAACAUAAGGAACGGCACAAGAUGGGAGAAGAGGUCAUUCCACUGAGAGUGCUUACAAAGAGUGAAUGGAUGCAGCUGAAGCAAGAGUACUUGGCUCUACAGAAGGCCAGCAUGUCAUCUUUAAAAAAAGCAAUGGCCCAAAUAAAAACCAUGACUGUGGAGGAAAUGGAAGCCGAGGACUGUAAACCAAUCAAGACUGAAACAAACAAUGGAAAAUCAGCUACCUGUGCUGGUUCAGCCCCUGCUGAGAAAGCUCCCACAAUGGGGCCCCAGUUUGAGAGUGGAGUAAUUGUGAAGAUCAUUAGUCCUGAGCCUCUGCCUGGCAGGAAGCACAUCAAGGACAUAUUAGCAGCAUUGGCCGAUGUUGCUUAUGUUGACCUAUUGGAAGGAGAUAAUGAAUGUCAUGCCCGUCUUAAAACUCCUGAAGAUGCACAGACUGUACUAAAGUCACAUAAAGAACUUCAGACUAAAAACAACUGGAAACUUGAAAUCUUAUCAGGUGAUAAUGAACAAAGAUAUUGGCAGAAGAUUUUGGUGGAUCGGCAGGUUAAACUCAAUCAACCACGAGAAAAGAAACGGGGCACACAAAAGCUAAUUGCCAAAGCUGAAAAAAUGCGACUGGCCAGGACUCAGGAGAUAAGCAAGCACAUCCGUUUCUCUGAAGAUGAGUAAAUGGGUCUGAUUUUUACCUGUAUGAAAAACUUUCAAAGUUACUCAACUAUUCUUAUGAAGAAAAUCUAUUUGCUUCAUAAUAAUACCAUAGGAUACAAAUAAGAUUUCUCUUAACCCCAGUUCUAAUCCAGUACACGGGAUGAAUUUGUAUUGCUGCUUGGGGCUACUUUUGGGGGAAUGUAUGUUUUUUUCAUCUCUUUUGUAAUUUGCAUUUUUAUGAAUUGCUGAAAAAGAGAACCAAAUAAACAUGUAGAAUCCUUCAAUAAACAAGUUUUAUAUUUGUUCCUGAA